ACCAAAUUGUUAAAUUUGAUCAUCGGCGUCGCUGCAUUCUCUCACUCCUCUGCGAUUAGCGCGCCGUUCUCGACUUCUCGCCAUCAUUCGCUCGCCGUUCGCUCUUUGUCGGUCAGCGUCUCGACGCUCGUCUCCUGCGCAGAUCUGCGGCUUAGAUUGGAAUAUUAUGGCGGGUUCACUGCCGAACAUCAUCUUGAAGCGAUUCACUGCUCGUUCUCUCAGUGGACCGCAGGUAGGUGGGUCACUGUACAAUUAUGGAUUGAGAUUUUCAACCACUGUGCCAAAUGAUCCAGACACACAUAAUGACUUCAAGCCAACUAAUAAGCUUGAGAAUUCUGGCAUUUCGUUGAAAGAUGUUGUUGAGCAGGAUGUCAAGGACAAUCCAGUUAUGAUUUACAUGAAAGGCGUGCCUGAGUUCCCACAGUGCGGAUUUAGUUCUCUUGCAGUUAAAGUUUUGCAACAAUAUGAUGUUCCAUUUAGUGCUAGAAACAUUUUGGAGGAUGCUGAACUGAAAAGUGCUGUAAAAGCUUUCAGUAACUGGCCCACGUUUCCACAAAUUUUUAUCAACGGAGAGUUUGUAGGUGGAUCAGACAUUAUUCUCAAUAUGCACCAGAAUGGUGAAUUGAAGGAUUUGCUUAAAGAUAUUACGUCCAAGAAGUAAAAGCUCGACUAUAUGAUGAGGUUCAAUUUUUUAUGAGGGGGUAGGUUGGAAGGACUUGUUUGAUGUAAUCUAUUUCUAAUUGAAUGGCGUUAUUAUUUGUACCGGAAUCUAUGGAUAAUUAUAACUUAUUUGUCGAAUAAAGAAAUUAGGUUCGAUUGAUACGCUUA
Molecule: messenger RNA, 828 nt
Organism: Prosopis cineraria
Lineage: Eukaryota; Viridiplantae; Streptophyta; Magnoliopsida; Fabales; Fabaceae
Product: monothiol glutaredoxin-S15, mitochondrial
Exons: 7
Coding region: 167-661 (164 amino acids)
Source: RefSeq, a predicted model, not a curated record